Vidua macroura (Pin-tailed whydah) is the source of this 1515-nucleotide messenger RNA. RefSeq names its product fatty acid desaturase 1 (gene FADS1). The transcript has 12 exons. Gene Ontology annotation, biological process: lipid metabolic process. Gene Ontology annotation, cellular component: membrane. Lineage: Eukaryota; Metazoa; Chordata; Aves; Passeriformes; Viduidae. Bases 28 to 1356 code for a protein of 442 amino acids. Gene Ontology annotation, molecular function: oxidoreductase activity, acting on paired donors, with oxidation of a pair of donors resulting in the reduction of molecular oxygen to two molecules of water. The record is from RefSeq and is a predicted model, not a curated record.
CCGAGUCCGGGCGAGCCGAUCCCGGCCAUGGAGGGUUCGGAGCCUGUCCCGGGGGGGAUGCGGCACUUCACCUGGGAGGAGAUCGGGCAGCGGAACGGACGGGGGCCGGCGCCGCAGGAGCGCUGGCUGGUGAUCGACAGGAAGGUGUACGACAUCAGCCACUUCUGCCGGAGGCACCCGGGAGGCUCCCGGGUCAUCAGCCACUACGCCGGGCAGGACGCCACGGAUCCUUUCAUUGCUUUUCAUCUUGACAAGGCACUGGUAAGGAAGUACAUGAACCCUCUCCUGAUUGGGGAACUGGCACCAGAUCAGCCCAGCUUUGAGCCCAGCAAGAACAAAAAGCUGGUGGAAGAUUUCCGUGAGCUCCGUGCCACUGUGGAGAGGAUGGGGCUUCUCCAGCCCAACCAUGCCUUUUUCAUCCUCUGUCUCUGCCACAUCCUGAUGCUGGAUGUUGCAGCCUGGCUCAUCAUCUGGUAUUUUGGAGCAUCCUUGGUGCCUUUCCUCUUCUCUGCUGUGCUUCUGGGCACUGUCCAGGCCCAGGCUGGCUGGCUCCAGCAUGAUUUUGGACACCUGUCAGUCUUCAGCAAGUCCAGGUGGAACCACUGGGUGCACAAGUUCGUCAUCGGCCACCUCAAGGGAGCCCCGGCCAGCUGGUGGAAUCACCUCCACUUCCAGCACCACGCCAAACCCAACUGCUUCCGGAAGGAUCCCGAUGUCAACAUGCACCCCUUGUUUUUUGCUUUGGGGAAAACCCUCUCUGUGGAGCUUGGUGUGCAAAAGAAGAAAUUCAUGCCUUACAACCACCAGCACAAGUACUUCUUCAUCAUUGGUCCCCCAGCGCUGGUGCCCCUUUAUUUCCAGUGGUACAUCUUCUACUUCGCUGUGCAGCGGAAGCAGUGGGUGGACCUGGCCUGGAUGCUGUCCUUCUACAUCCGAUUCUUCCUCACCUACUUGCCUUUCCUGGGCGUGAAGGGUACCCUGGGGCUCCACCUGUUAGUCAGGUUUAUAGAAAGCAACUGGUUUGUCUGGGUCACACAGAUGAAUCACAUCCCCAUGCACAUUGAUUAUGAUAAGAAUGUGGACUGGUUCUCUACCCAGCUCCAGGCAACCUGCAACGUUCAUCAGUCCUUGUUCAAUGACUGGUUCAGUGGCCACCUGAACUUCCAGAUAGAGCACCACCUUUUCCCUACAAUGCCACGGCACAACUACUGGAAGGUGGCCCCUCUGGUGAAGUCCCUGUGUGCCAAGCAUGGCAUUGAGUACCAGUGCAAGCCUCUGCUCACAGCCUUCGCAGACAUCGUGCACUCUUUGAAAGAUUCAGGGGAGCUCUGGCUCGAUGCUUAUCUACAUAAGUAAGCAGUAGUGGAUUCCUGCAGAGGAGUUCCCCAGCUUUGCUGCCUCCUGUGGUGGUCACCCUGAAGAUCUUGCACUGAGGAGAGCUGACUAAGCCAGAUUUGGGGAGGUGGUGCUGCUUAAUUCCAUGGAUGAAUGUAAUUAAUAUGAUUUUUCCUUUUU